AUGGCUCCAUCUGGCUUGGCAAUUCUCUUAGGUGCAGGUCCUGCUACCGGCGCUGGCAUUGCACGUGUGCUGGCUGAUCCAGCUCGUGGUAAUAUGGCCGUCGCGUUGCUUGCUCGACGAUCUGAAGUGCUGAACGACUUGGUGACUGGGCUGAAAUCGUCUCUCGACAACCCGGUCGUCGAGGCCUUUCCCUCAGACACCUCACCUGACUCUUUAAAGAAGGCUUUCUCAGACAUCCGUCAGCAUCAGUCUUUCAACGGCCUCAAGUUGCGUGUAGCCAUUUACAACAUCAAGCACUCUUCUAAAAAGCCUUUCCUAGACGAAACAUAUGAUCAAUUUACCGACUCGUUGGAGACCUAUGUGGGUGGAGCCUUCACGUUCGCACAGGAAUCUCUCAAGCGUUUUUUCGCGGACCAUGGAGAAUCGACUCUGGCAGAAGGCUCCUCCAAGAAAGGUACGCUGAUCUUCACUGGCACGCUUGGUGCUCUGAGAUGCAAUGCCGAAUUCGCAGCAUAUGGAGCUGGUAGAUCAAGCGUAAGGCAGCUGGCACAGACACUUGCUCGCGAAUUCAGUGCAAAAGGUGUCCAUGUGGCACAUUGCAUUGGCAAUGGGUCUAUCGAAGACAAGAAUGGCGAGGAUCAGAAGAGCGGCAAGAAGAUCUCAGCUGAAGCUGUUGGAAAGACAUACUUGUGGCUUUCGGAGCAAGAGCCAUGCUUAUGGACUCACGAACUCGAUAUGAGACCCGCACAGGAGAAGUUCUAA
Molecule: messenger RNA, 762 nt
Organism: Aureobasidium melanogenum CBS 110374
Lineage: Eukaryota; Fungi; Ascomycota; Dothideomycetes; Dothideales; Saccotheciaceae
Product: NAD(P)-binding protein
Exons: 2
Coding region: 1-762 (253 amino acids)
Source: RefSeq, a predicted model, not a curated record